This is a messenger RNA of Coffea eugenioides, 660 nucleotides long. RefSeq lists its product as uncharacterized. Lineage: Eukaryota; Viridiplantae; Streptophyta; Magnoliopsida; Gentianales; Rubiaceae. Bases 1 to 660 code for a protein of 219 amino acids. The transcript has a single exon. The record is from RefSeq and is a predicted model, not a curated record.
AUGGCAGGAAAAGAGAACCAAUCCCCACAUCCACUGGUUCCGGGACCGGCCAACGGAACAUACGUGAGAACCGGCGAUGACGAGGCAGGAAGGGGAGGCUCCAGAGAGCUCCGUCGCCAGAAGCGGAAAAAGUAUUUACUUUACUUCGUUGCCUUUGUCAUCUUCCAAACUGGCGUUAUCUUGAUCUUCACACUGACGAUCAUGAAGGUCCGAACUCCGAGGUUCCGCGUCCGGUCCGCCACGUUCGACCCUUUCAACGUAAGCAGACAACCGAAUAACCCUACAUUCGAUAUAAGCAUGAACGCUCAAGUUGGCGUCAAGAAUGCAAAUUUCGGCAGAUACAAGUACCAGGGCACCACUAUGACCUUUUUAUACGGAGGCAGCCAAGUUGGGGAGGGCGUUAUUUCGAAAUCAAGCGUUGGAUGGAGAUCCACCAAGAAGUUUAACGUUGCCGUCCGACUCACUUCUGAUAACUUAACAUCAAAUUCACAACUGGCAGCUGAUUUGAACGCCAACAUUUUGCGACUUACCAGCCAGGCUGAAUUGAAGGGUAAAGUGGCGCUCACCUUUAUAUUCAACAAGAAGAAGAGCGCCAAAAUGAAUUGCACCAUGGAUGUCUUCCUCACCACCGAACAGCUGGCCAACAUCUCAUGCGACUGA